Molecule: messenger RNA, 1885 nt
Organism: Scylla paramamosain (green mud crab)
Lineage: Eukaryota; Metazoa; Arthropoda; Malacostraca; Decapoda; Portunidae
Gene: CCDC151
Product: outer dynein arm-docking complex subunit 3-like
Exons: 12
Coding region: 65-1846 (593 amino acids)
Biological process (GO): outer dynein arm assembly; cilium movement
Cellular component (GO): ciliary rootlet; cilium; ciliary tip
Source: RefSeq, a predicted model, not a curated record
CGGGGCCAGAAAGGCAGCAUUAUCAUAGUGGGUCGCCGGUGCAAGAGAGGUGAGGCGGGCCAUCAUGCCUUCCAUAGCUGAGCAGAAGGCGAAGGUCAACAGCCAAAUCCAGGACCUGAGGAAGAAAAUACAGCUCUCAGAGGGCGAAAGCAAGGCUUUCUACGAGGAGAGUGAGGGAGAGAAGCGCGCUAAUAAGGCAGCAAUCAUCGGCCUGCGUGCUGAGAUCAAGCUCCUCCAUAUCAAGAUUCAGGAAGCCAAGCAGGGGAGUGAGAGGAGCGUAGAACGAGUGCUUCAGCAGCGCACCAGUGGAGGGACCGGAGGAGGAAAAACCAGGGGAACCACUAGUGCUGGAGGGAAAAGCAGGGGUGGUGGUGGUGGAGGGACUGGGGGUGGGAGAAGUCACAGUAGUGGGGGUGUGAGUGGUGGGGGUGGAGGUGGAGGAGGACUGACAUUGAGGGUGAAGAGAGCUGAGGACACUAUAACAGCCACACAGUACAGACUCCACGACCAAGUGAAGAGACUUAACUUCCUGCACCACACUCGCUCUCAACGCGAGAACCGCCUGGCCACCCUCAAGACGCUGCUGGGCGAGGCAACAUCUGAACGUGCACAGCUGGAACAGUCCAGCAUCCAGGAGCUUCAGCAGGAACUGAUAGGGCUGGAGAACGAGCUGGAGCGAGUGGGUGUGAGUGUAAGUGAGGCAGAGGGGGUGCGGCGACGCUACUCUGCGAUGGUGACAGCACUGAGAGGAGAGGCUGCUGCACACCGCACCACCCUCGACCAGCUCCAUGCCCGCCUCACCCAGGAGAAAGAAGCCCUCAUGCACCUCAGGGAAUCCCGGAAGAAGGCAGAGAAGACACGAGAUUCCCUGAGGACGCGGCUCCACCAAGAGGAGGAAUGUGCUUAUGAGACCAAGAGAGAGAGGGAGAAGAGGCUGUCAGAAUACAGGCGGCGUGCUGAAGAGCGCCGUGUGCUGGACAUGGGCACUGCUGCAGACCGCCGACUGUCACUGUUGCGCUCACCACCCACUCGCCGCGACUCACCCUCUGCUGCGCCGCUCACCCCACAUGACGCACAGGAGAUGGUGGAGGCAGAGCUUGAGAAAUACCAACAGGUCUUUACAAAGCUUAAGGAUGUGCUUGGGGUGACCAGUGUGGAUGAGGUGGUGGAGCGGCUCACCACACAGGGCAACACCAGGGAACACCUCCGUCAGCUACGCUCUGUCACUCUGGAGGAGGUGACGCGCCUCAAGCAGGAGAAGGAAACCAUGCAUGAGGAGCUGCACCGCGUCAAGUACACCACCACUGAGGAUGCCGCCAGAAUGGUUGGGAUAAUCAAUGAACUGCGGCAACGCAAGGAGGAACAAGCACGACUGAAGGAGGAGCUGGCCACACGCCUUGAUGGGACCAUGAAGGUGCUCACAGGUGUCAGAGCCGGCCUGGAGCAUGUCGCUGAGAAGUUGGAAAGCCCUGAGGAGCCACGUCCAGUCCGGAGUGAGGUGAACUCCCCACUAGAGUACCUGGUGCUACUGAUGGAGUACAACACAAGACAGGCAGAUAUCCUCAUGCAGCAGAUCAGUGAUGCUGCACACCUCCAGCACAAGCUGGCAGAAAUGCAAGAAGAAGAGAAGGAGAAUGGUGGCAUCCUGACCUCCCCGGAGAACAUCAGAGUGUCCUUCCCUGGCACUGUCUCCACCAAGGCUGCCCAGCAACAGGUUGAAGAAGGAGCAGAUAGUGGAGAAGAGGAGGAGACCUUGACACGCAAGUUUAUCAAGCGACAAGCACAGAUGAUUGUGGAGGCCAAGGCUCGCAAGAGGAAUCGUCCUGUCUCCACCUUCAAGUCCUAAAAUGGAAAGGUAAGAUAUAGUCUUGAAAAUAUGACAAGA